This is a messenger RNA of Vitis vinifera (wine grape), 1964 nucleotides long. RefSeq lists its product as uncharacterized. The transcript is spliced from 7 exons. NCBI's taxonomy places the organism in Eukaryota, Viridiplantae, Streptophyta, Magnoliopsida, Vitales, Vitaceae. The record is from RefSeq and is a predicted model, not a curated record. Gene Ontology annotation, cellular component: membrane; Sec61 translocon complex. Gene Ontology annotation, biological process: post-translational protein targeting to membrane, translocation; SRP-dependent cotranslational protein targeting to membrane, translocation. The coding region runs from base 220 to 1650 and encodes 476 amino acids. Gene Ontology annotation, molecular function: transmembrane protein transporter activity; ribosome binding; signal sequence receptor activity.
CACGUCAAUCCUUCUCACACGUGUCAAAGUAUCAUUGGUCUUCCUCUCGUGGCAGCCGCCCAUCUAUACAAAGAGAGAAGCGCAGGGAAACGAAACCCUCGUUUCAGAUCUACGUUCGGCCUCUGAAAUAUCUCUCUCGGGAGGACUCGAUCUUCUCAAAGUCGGAUCUCCACGGUUCUCUCCGACGGGGUUGGACCUGUUUAAUUUAGGCUAAAUAAGAUGGGAGGAGGAUUUAGGGUGCUUCAUCUUGUCAGGCCAUUUCUUUCUUUCCUGCCAGAAGUUCAGAGUGCUGACCGGAAAGUCCCAUUUAGAGAGAAGGUUAUAUACACUGUGAUCUCUCUCUUCAUCUUUUUGGUAUGCAGUCAGCUACCACUGUAUGGAAUACACUCCACGACAGGGGCUGAUCCAUUCUAUUGGAUGCGUGUUAUUCUUGCCUCAAACCGUGGAACUGUUAUGGAGUUGGGGAUCACCCCAAUUGUGACUUCUGGACUGGUGAUGCAACUCUUGGCCGGGUCAAAAAUUAUUGAAGUGGACAACAAUGUGCGCGAGGAUCGCGCUCUCUUGAAUGGUGCACAAAAACUACUGGGCAUCCUGAUAGCUGUUGGUGAAGCUGUUGCAUAUGUUCUCUCAGGAAUGUAUGGCAGCGUUAGCCAACUUGGAGUUGGAAAUGCCAUCCUUAUUAUCGUCCAACUCUGUUUUGCUGGUAUCAUUGUGAUAUGUUUAGAUGAACUUCUGCAGAAAGGAUAUGGGCUUGGCUCUGGAAUUUCUCUUUUCAUAGCAACUAAUAUCUGUGAAAACAUCAUCUGGAAGGCUUUUAGCCCCACCACUAUUAAUAGCGGUCGUGGAGCUGAAUUUGAAGGUGCCGUUAUUGCUCUCUUCCAUCUGCUAAUAACUCGGACAGAUAAGGUUCGAGCUCUACGGGAGGCUUUCUAUCGACAGAACCUUCCAAAUGUGACGAAUUUGCUUGCAACAGUCUUGAUCUUCCUUAUUGUUAUCUACUUCCAAGGGUUCCGGGUGGUUUUGCCUGUGAGGUCAAAGAAUGCUCGUGGACAGCAGGGUUCAUAUCCUAUUAAGCUGUUCUACACCUCCAACAUGCCCAUCAUUUUACAGUCUGCUCUUGUUUCCAACCUUUACUUUAUAUCCCAGUUGCUGUACAGGAGGUACAGUGGAAAUUUCCUUGUAAAUCUCUUGGGCAAGUGGAAGGAAUCUGAAUAUUCGGGUGGUCAAUACAUCCCUGUUGGUGGUCUUGCUUAUUAUAUAACUGCACCAUCAAGCUUGGCUGAUAUGGCAGCCAAUCCUUUCCAUGCUCUAUUCUAUCUAAUCUUUAUGUUGGCUGCCUGUGCACUUUUCUCAAAAACUUGGAUUGAAGUAUCUGGAUCCUCUGCCAGAGAUGUGGCUAAGCAGCUCAAAGAACAACAAAUGGUGAUGCCUGGGCAUCGGGAGGCCAACUUGCAGAAAGAGCUAAAUCGCUACAUACCCACUGCUGCAGCCUUCGGGGGUAUGUGUAUCGGUGCAUUGACUGUGCUGGCCGAUUUCAUGGGUGCAAUUGGCUCGGGCACAGGAAUUUUACUUGCAGUGACCAUUAUUUAUCAAUACUUUGAAACAUUUGAGAAGGAGCGAGCCAGCGAGCUUGGCUUCUUUGGGUUCUAAGUUUUUACGUUUUUUACCUGAGGAAUGAUUGGUGGUGCCGAAAAGCUCUGGCAGUUUUGGUGAGCUAAAAGGGAUGUAGUUAGAUACACCAAGAGCUUUGAGUUUAAGAUUCUAAAUAGUUUGUUAUUAGUUUCUGUACUGCUGCUAGAAAGUUUGAUAUUCGUGGAUACAGAAAAGCUCAUCAUAGCAAACAAACAUUUUCCUUUCUUUACCUCUACCUACCAAACCUCAAUUACUCAUAUGUACUCUACGAGAUUAACAUUCUUGGUUCCGUAAAUCUUUUGAGGUUAUCUACUGAAAACAUCCAAAAGCAA